UGAUAAAAGUUUGCUAGCUCUAAACCCAUCUAUGUGUCCUCGUUACUACAAAGAGCAGAACGAGACUGUUAAAUUGUUCAAUGAAAGAGAUCCGGAGUAUAAAGAUAUAUUUGAUUUAAUGACACUCAAUACUGGAGCAAAUGUGACAACAUGUUCUCAAAUGUACAUGGUGUGGGAAGUUCUCAGCUCUCAACUUGAAAAUGAUUUACCACUUCCUCAUUGGACCAAGGAAAUUUUCCCUGAAAAACUGUUGCCAAUUAUUAGCAGAAUUUACCGUAUUGCUACAAUCCGGAAUUUGAAAAUGGUCAGACUUGUUAAUGGACUUUUCAUUGAAUACAUAAUGACAAUGAUGAACAUGAAGAAGAACAACACGAGCCCAGACGUGACCAUGUAUGUGCAUGUGGGACACGACGUGACGUUACUGGCUCUACUCACCGCCCUUGGCUAUCAAGAGGCCCAAAUACUCAGCUCGGGCACAGCCCUCAUCUUCGAAUUGCAUCUCAACCCAGCAAUGUCUAGUGGCUGGGAAGUUAAGGUGCUGAAAGUGGUCAACAGCCACGAGGAACCGGCCCAGCCAGCUCUGAUGGACUUGCCGUCCUGCACUCACCCUUGUGACUUCAACGUGUUUUUGACAAAUACUGCCAAGUACAUACCGACUAACUGGGCCAGGGAAUGUGAAGAUCUGAACUCACCAAGCGAUAUACCGUUUGUGGUACAUCCAGUCAGACAAUAAUAACAUCACAUGCGAUUUUAAAAAGAUACAUUUAUAAAUUCACUAUGUAAUAUAGUUUAGUGCCUAGAAAUUUGUAAGGUUUUAUAUUAAAAAUGUUACAUAUUAUGUCCAAAAUAAAACGCAAUUAAAUGUAGGAUAAUUUUUGUAAAACCUUGUUUUUAAUGUUGGCAAGAAAUUAAAAGUAACUGGAGAAAAUAAAAAGAAUUUAAACGCUGUUUUGGUAACCUA
Messenger RNA from Homalodisca vitripennis (glassy-winged sharpshooter), 961 nucleotides. RefSeq names its product lysosomal acid phosphatase-like. The transcript is spliced from 5 exons. The record is from RefSeq and is a predicted model, not a curated record. The coding region runs from base 32 to 733 and encodes 233 amino acids. NCBI's taxonomy places the organism in Eukaryota, Metazoa, Arthropoda, Insecta, Hemiptera, Cicadellidae.